Daphnia pulex (common water flea) is the source of this 1874-nucleotide messenger RNA. Its product is annotated as long-chain specific acyl-CoA dehydrogenase, mitochondrial-like. Gene Ontology annotation, biological process: fatty acid beta-oxidation using acyl-CoA dehydrogenase; long-chain fatty acid catabolic process; carnitine metabolic process, CoA-linked. The transcript is spliced from 9 exons. The record is from RefSeq and is a predicted model, not a curated record. Gene Ontology annotation, cellular component: mitochondrion. The coding region runs from base 140 to 1480 and encodes 446 amino acids. NCBI's taxonomy places the organism in Eukaryota, Metazoa, Arthropoda, Branchiopoda, Diplostraca, Daphniidae. Gene Ontology annotation, molecular function: flavin adenine dinucleotide binding; long-chain fatty acyl-CoA dehydrogenase activity.
CAUUCAGCUGUUAUUCUGAUUUGUUGACACGAUUUUGAGGCAGAGGGUCCCUCGCCCAGCCAAGAGCCAAUAUUCUAAUUUCGCAGUGCAUUUCUUUCACGUGUUUUAAUUUAUAAAACUAUUCAUUGAAUCGAACAAAAUGUUUAGUAUUGCAAAACAGUCUUUUCUGUUUGGAAGGAAGCUGGCAGGCAUUUCAGUUCCAAGAGUUUGUUUUUUACAUUAUGGAGCUAGUAGCAAUGUGGUAGCCAAUGCAGUGAAGUUUGGAUCACAUGAUGGUCAAAGGCGACCUACAGCGAAAAUGCCCAAGUUAACUGAUAUUGGUUCUCGCACCUUAUUUGGUCCAGAACAAGAUUCUUUUAGAGAGACUGUGAGGAAGUUUUUUCAAAAAGAGAUCACUCCUCAUAGUCAAGCGUGGAAUGAGCGUGGGUAUACUGAUAAAGAAAUUUGGGAAAAAGCUGGAUCAUGUGGAUUGCUAGGUAUCAACAUACCAGAAGAACAUGGUGGUAUUGGAGGUUCUUUUGCCGAUGCAUGUAUUAUAAUGGAAGAACAAGGCUAUGCUUCAACAGAUGCACCAGCCUUCCCCGUUCAUUCUAAUAUUAUCAUGCCUUAUUUUAGCAAAUAUGGAAGUGAAGAACAAAAACAAAAGUAUAUCCCAGACAUGACAGCUGGAAAAAAAAUUUCGGCUAUCGCCAUGACUGAGCCAGACGCUGGAAGCGAUCUUCAAGGGAUCAAAUCAUUUGCGCGGAAGGAUGGGUCAGAUUACAUUCUUAACGGAUCCAAGAUAUUCAUCAGCACCGGGUGGUUAGCCGAUGUCGUUGUAGUUGUGGCAGUAACCAACAAAGAAGCAAAAUCAGCAGCUCAUGGUAUUAGUUUGUUCAUUGUUGACGCAGAUACUCCUGGAUUUAAAAAAAGCUGGCUGAUGAAGAAAAUCGGCUUGGGGGCAUCUGAUACUGCGGGUUUGUUUUUCGAAGAUGUCCGUCUUCCAGCCAGUGCACUGCUGGGAGAAGAGAAUAAAGGAUUCUAUUACCUAAUGAAUGAAUUGCCGCAGGAGCGUUUGCUCAUCGGCGUCCACGCUUGUGCUCAAUCCGAAUUCAUGUUUGAAGAGACAAAACAGUACGUGAUGCAGCGCAAAGCCUACGGCAAAACACUUUCCAACUUGCAGACGAUUCAACAUAAACUCGCCGAGAUGAAGACCGAGAUUUGCGUGGCACGAGCUUUUAUCGACCAGUGUAUCGCGCUCCACGAAGUGCAACAGCUCGACGCCCAAAUGGCUUGUAUGGCCAAAAUCUGGGUCUCAGAGUUGGAAAAUAAGAUUGCAGCCCAAUGUUUACAGUUACACGGAGAAGCCGGAUACCUUUACGAUACUCCUAUCGCUCGCGCUUACCUUGACGCCAGAGUUCAGACCAUUUACGGCGGGAGCAACGAAGUCCUAAAAGACCUCAUCGCUCGCCAGAUCCUAGCGCCUGCCAAGAAAAUAUAAUUGAUAUUGCAACAGCGCACGAGUAAACCGUUUACCCGUAGGAGACGGCUAAAGAUUUCAAAAAUUUGUGGAAGGUGCCUAUUUUGAGAGGUAAGUGAGGACACUAUUGGUUGGGGUGGGACGUUUGCUUUAUAAUCCUUAAAAUUUGCAAAAAAAUUUUCAAAAAAAUUUAAAUCGUGUUUCCCUAUAUCAAUUCUAUAUGUCUGUAAAAAAAUUUGGAAUUAUCGUGUAAAUUGAGAUUUACAUUUAAUGAAAAAAAUAGCUUAGCAACGCCCCAUUUGAGGGCGGAGCUCCCUGCCUAUCUAAACUGCAGUAAAAUUUGCUGUCCUAAAUUCCCGAUAUUCUGUCUUUUUUUAAAUGUCUAUAUUUCUUAAACUAAUGGGUCUAAAAUUCC